AUGGAGCUAGCAUAUCGGUUGACCGAAUACGCUCUAGAGCCAGCCGGCGAGGACGACACAGCUAGAGUCAUGACGCGUCAAGAAGGCAGUAUUGAGGAGACAGAGCAGCAAGAAAUCGCAGCAGCCAUGUCGAACUACGUCUAUCUAGCAGAGCACGAAGUUCUCAUCUGCAAGGAACACGGCUACGCAGUGCGAGGCUUAGACAGCCAUCUGCGCUUGGUCCAUACUUCUUACACUUCUACGUCGAAGAAGGCAAGGGCUGCACUAAGACAGCAUCACAGCGGACGCAACAUGCCAGACCCAUCCACAGUCCGUCUACCCGAGCCAGGACAGCCGGCAAUUGAGUAUCUGUGUAAGCCAAUCCCAGGCUACUACUGCAUCCACAACCAGGACAACACCGCCGGCGAACAAGACGUACGAGGGGAUGCAUCGACAACAACAGACUCCCCCAGUCACUGCGGCUUCACCACCAGCGACCGUACCAACAUCGGCAAACACUGUCGUAAUGCACACGGCUGGAAAUCUACUGACGAAGACCGUCAGUGCUGGAAAGAUGUCUACAUCCAGACGUUUUGCAAGAGUUCAGGCAAACAAAAGUGGUUUGUCGUCAAGACACCCGAUCAGAUCGAUAGGGAAAGAGCAAGUCAGAUCCAGUUCGACGGCAUCAAAGAUGACUUCCAGAAGUUAAAAGAGCAAUGGCAGAAAGAGCAGGAGAUACUAGCAGACAGGGUUGAGAAAUGCGAGAACACCGGAUGGUGGAACAAGACAAGAUGGAGAGAGCAUCUCAAGAACUGCAAUCUAACCCAUCUCUCGUACACCAGCCGGCUGCCCGAGAAGGAUGAAGAAGCGUUACUCAAGGUAGCAGCGGUGAUCGAGAAGAUGGUCGAGAGGGGUGUCUCAGGACUGAGCUCGAUGCCGGAAGGCUUGCGUCGUUGGCUUCGAAGUGCAGAGAUGCACAAGCCAGACGUGAGACCGCUAUCCCGGUUGCAGAAUCCAGAGAGUCAAGAACGGUACACCGGGUACUGGAAGCGAAUGGUUUGUUACUGUCUACGAGUAUGGUGCACUCGUCACGAAGCCACGGACAGCGAGUCAAGUGGCGAUGGCAGCAACAAUGACGAUACCGAAAGCGACAGCGAUGAGGUAAACAGUGUGUACAAUGCUAACGCCAACACUGAUGAGGUAAACAGUGUGUACAAUGCUAACACCAACACUGAUACCGACGACGACGACGACGACGACGACAAUUCCGACACAGAUCCACAACACGAUCAAGGCAGACGGCAAGCACAAGAUCACAUGCACGAUGCUCGGAGGCUCUUCCCAUGGAACGACCAACUCGAAAGAGCAUUAGAGGAGGUGUGGAGAUUGAUCGUUCUCGAGGGAGACACAUCAUCCGUAGAAGACGAUCAAAUCCCAGCGAUGGUGUGGAACGACCGCUUCGACAGCGCUCUAAUCCAUUUCAUGGCCGUGAUGGGCAUCGACGAGACCAACGCUCGGCUACGCGAUGGCAACGACUACUCUUACAUGAUCGCCGGACUGGUGUACGUGUCCAGGAUCGUGACCGCCGAAGCUCUGCUCCCAUCACUCGACCGCGAAAACCAAGGGGAGGCCGACUUCGAGGCAUUUCUCGAGCAGAGAAAAGAGUUUCUAGCCGACGGAUCGAUGAGCGUGAUGGGAGAGAUGUUGAGCUUGCUAGCCAUCGAGUUCACGGUGUACAACUUCAAGUCCAUGGCACGCUCCGCUCUAGACGAUUGCGAAGACUACAUGUGGAGGGAUCUCAUGUGGGCAGGCCGCAAGGCAGAUCGCUUCGUGUUAGAUCUCGAUAGCAUCACCGACGACAUGACGGUGAAGAAGAGAGGCUGGUACUUCGGUGCCGACCCGAACCAGGAUCUCGAAGCACAAGGUCUCGACUGGAUGUUGAAGAGGAUGCUAGGCUCGAACCAGGGGAAGAAGAUGCGCAGAGGUGACCAGUGGCAGUCGAGACUGGUGGCCAACUAUCUCCGGAGGGUGGACAAGUUCAGGGAGCUGUUCAUAUUCUGCGUGCACGUCUUGAGCGGCCAGCCCGCCAGAGGAACCGAGAUCACCAGUCUGCGCUUCCGCAACGGAGUGGCCAACCACCGCAACGUCUUCGUCUUGGACGGCAGAGUGAUGACGGUGACGAGCUACCACAAGUCACAAGCAAUGCUCGACAUGCCCAAGAUGGUGCCACGCUUCUUGCCGUGGAAACUAGGUCAGAUCGCGGUCAUCUAUCUCACCCACGUGCGGGCGUUCGCCGAGUUGCUGUCGGUGCAGGUACAGUACGGUCAAGGAUGGAGUGACUACAUCUGGGCGGACUCGCACGGCCCGUGGGAGACGCAGAAGCUCACCGACACGAUGAAACGAGAGACGGCCAAACGACUGAAGGCCAAGCUACACACCCAGAACUACAGACACGCCGCCGUCUUUCUAGGCAGGAGAUUCGUCGGACCGAGGUUCGCCAAAGGCUACCGAGAGGAGGCCGAAGAUCCGGAAGAAGCCCAGGCGGGUGAUAUGGAUGACGAUCUCGAGGAGGGCAACGCGAUCGAGCUACAGAAAGCCGGCGGCUUCGGCACCGGAGCCGGCAGAUACGCGGUCAGAGCGGACAUCUUGAAGUAUCUCAACCAAGAGUCGAUCGACAUCUUCGGCGAUCUCAGCGAAAGCUGGCACAGGUUUUUCGAGCUCGACCACAGAGAUCCGAAGAGGAAAAGAAAGGCCGAGAGCAGCAGCAACAAAGACGAUGGGAUGCAAACCGUCGACUUUGAAGGAUUGCAGAAAGAGAGAUUGAUCAAGAGACUGCCCGCGGCAAAGGGAGGAGCUGUUACUGUUGCCGCCACUCCGACGACAGUAGAUCUCUCACCGUUCUUACAACAAUCCGAAAGGCAGCAGAAGGAGAUCGAAGACUUGCGGAUGAAGCUCAAGGCACAAGAAUUCGAACUGACAAGACUUCGAGGAGAGGAGCUGCAGCAGGGACGACAGCAACCCAUGACCCCCAUCGUUGGCUUGGGCAUCUACUCGAACAACAACAACAACGGAAUGCCGACCCCGGUGACAGAGGGAAACAGGCACGACUCACACAACGAUGAUGCCAACGACAAGAACGACAGCAACGAAGUCAUCUACAUCGACGAUGACGAUAAUGAUGACAACCACCACGACGAAUCCAGGUACUCUCCAAGGUGCAGCGGCAGGAACCACCAACAGCAUCUGCAGCAGCACAUAGACGACAGUCCGAUCAUCGAACGAAGCCGAAGAAGGCGCGAGAGGCUGCAACGCUACAGAAGACCGACGGCACAGGAAAAGGAGAGGGCUAUACGCAAAGCACUCAAGAAACCAAUGGACGACGACGCGGUGACGAUCAGAUACAGAUCGAAAGCACAAGGAGAAGCGCUCGGGAGAAUCAUGGACGGUGGGUUCAACGUUCUCACCGUCGUUCUGCCGACAGCCGGAGGCAAGACUCUACUCUUCACCGCACCCGCUUGUCUGGAAGAAGACGUCGGGGUGACCAUCGUGGUGGUACCGUUCCGCAAGCUCAUCGACGAGACGGUGCGAGAAGCACAAAAGACGGUGGGUGACUGUGAAGAAUGGAGUCACAGCACCGUCGAUCCAGCAGCUCUCGUGGUCGUCAGCGUGGACAAGAUGCACGAUCACUUCUGGUCGUACGCACGGCAGAUGGCGGAGCAGGGCCGACUGAGACGAGUGGUGGUGGACGAGUGCCACUUGCUGGUGACUUCGCACAGCUGGAGACCGCAUCUCGUGGAGCUGGAGAAGCUCAAGUCACUAGGAGUACCGAUGGUGAUGCUGACGGCCACACUCCCAAGGUACAUGGAGGUCGAGCUACGACGAAGUCUAGGUAUCGGCAUCGGAAUGAUGUCGCUCAUACGAGCAUGCACGGUGAGGGAGAACAUCACUUACACCGUCAGACAGGACAUCGGCAAAGGCAAGCUGGUCGAAGAGACGGCCAGAGUGUGCGAAGAGGUCGCCGACGAGCUACGGAGCACCAGGAAAGAGAAGGCCGUCGUCUACUGCCGAAGCAAGAAAGACUGCGAGGAGAUGGCGGAAAAGCUAGGCUGCGGCUUCUUCUACGCCGGACACGUCGACGGCGGGGAAACGCUAGAGCAGUGGAAGGCGAACGGCGGCUUCAUCGUGUCGACGACAGCUCUCAGCACCGGACUCAACUACGAGGCCGUCAAGGCGGUCAUCCACUCGGGACUGCCAUACGGACUGAUCGAGUUCGCCCAAGCAUCGGGCAGAGCGGGUCGAGAUCCCAACGAGAGAGUGGACUCGAUCGUACUGCUGGAGCAAGGGUGGGAGGAAGAAGAGCAAGGGACGCGGGAGCGUUACAACGAGGCACUCGGACCGGACGGAGCAGCGAUGAUGGAGUACAUCAAGACGGAGGGUUGUCGAAGGCUGGUGCUAGGCAAGUACUUCGAUGCGGCAGAAACGAUCCAGGAGUGUCACGACAGCAGCAGCAGCGGCAGCGACAACAACAACAGCGAGACCGAGAGCGAGACGAACUGUAGUAAUGGCGGCAGCCGCCAGCAUCACGCCCCAAAGCUCCGUGCGACAGGUGUGGUGGUGGAAUGGUGGCAGCAGCUGGAAAAGGAGAUGGUCGAAGAGGCUCUAGACGAGAUGAAGCUCGGCUGUCCGAUGUGUUGGAUGAAGUCAGAAGAGAAAGACUCACAUCUGGAGCACGGUGGCCGGGAGUGCGAGAGUCGAGAGCUGACGGUGACAGACGAGGCCGACGAAACGACAAUUGUCGAUGUUGACACAUUCCGGAAGCAGAUCAAAUACGCAAAGGCGAGCAAGGCUUGCAGGAAGUGCGGCAUCAACCAGAGGAUGUGCAACACCAGGGAAGACGCCAAACGAAAAUGCCAGUGGCCCGGCAUAGCAGUACCGGUGUUGAUGACAGCAGUUCGAGAUCCGAUCGGGAGGAACAUCAUCCGAAAAGCCGGCUUCGAACCGAAUCGAGUGGUGGAAGAGGAGAAGGAGGGGUGGAAGGCUUACGCAGCGUGGUGCGGCCAGGCCAGAGACAGGCGGAUAUGGGGAGAGAUGAUGAGCAAUUCGAUGUGGGUGGUGAAGGAAUUUUUGGUUUACAAGAGUGGGGAGAGGAUGAGGCAAUUCGAUGAUGGCGGUGGUGAUGAGAGUCAGGAGAAGGAGGACAAGGAUGAUGAUGAUACUUCAUCAUUCGAGGAUCUGGACAUGGAUGAAGACGACUUUAUCAUGAUCGAUGCCGGGACCAUGGAAGCUACAACAACAACAACAACCGCCACCACGGCUAGAGCGACAGCACCAGCAGCAGCAGCAACAGAAACAGAAGUGGGAGAACGACAAGAGACCCCGGAAGCCCGAGCUACAGCCGUGGAAGAACUGGAACACAGCAGACAGAUCCCCCGAGUGUCGAAACGUCCGAUGUGCUCGGAUAUCAGCAGCAGAGAA
Aureobasidium musti is the source of this 5454-nucleotide messenger RNA. NCBI's taxonomy places the organism in Eukaryota, Fungi, Ascomycota, Dothideomycetes, Dothideales, Saccotheciaceae. The record is from the annotation of a GenBank genome assembly.